AUGGCAACUAUGAAUGAAAAGAAGACCUGUAGCCAAAGAAUGGAAAAUUUCCAGCAUUUCAUGUGGAAUCCAGACACAGGACAGUUCAUGGGAAGAACCUUGAUUAACUGGGUAUGGAUUGUUCUGUACUAUUUUGCAUUCUAUGUGGUGAUGGUUGGGCUGUUCGCACUUUCUCUAUAUUCUUUAAUGAGGACCAUGAAUCCGUAUACACCAGACUACCAAGAUCAGCUAAAAUCACCAGGGGUAACAUUACGACCCGAUGUUUAUGGAGAAAAAGGCCUGGAAAUUUAUUACAACGCUUCUGACCGGGACUCCUGGAUUCGCUAUGUUAAGAUUCUUGAGACUUUUCUUUCAGCAUAUAAUGAAACUGCACAACAAGAUAAUAUCAACUGUUCCGAAAUAUCUGGAUACUUCAAGCAAAAGCAAUUUGACGGACCACAAAACACAAAAUAUUCUUGCAAAUUUCCAGAAGAGUUGCUUGGGAACUGCUCUGGUGCAGUGGAUUCAACAUUUGGUUUUCCAGAAGGAAGUCCAUGUUUAAUAAUAAAAAUGAACAGAAUUAUCAAUACUUUUCCUGGCAAAGGCACUGCACCAAAAGUGAACUGCACAAGACUGGAUGACACCAGCCCGCUGGACAUACAAUAUUAUCCUGUAAAUGGAACUUUUAACCUUCACUAUUUCCCCUACUAUGGAUGUAAAGCACAGCCUACCUACAGAAAUCCACUUGUAGCAGUGAAAUUUCUCAACAUUCCCAAAAACACAGAUGUAAGCAUGGUAUGCAGAGUUGUUGGUGCUGGAAUUACUUCAGAUAAUCCACAUGACCCAUAUGAAGGAAAAGUGGAAUUCAAAAUUCGGAUACAAAAUUAACAGCAACUUUCAGGAAGCUCACAACCUACAAGCUUUACCAAUGACAUGGGUCUACAUUUUGGGUACCAAUUUGUCUCUGCAUACACCUAG
Molecule: messenger RNA, 957 nt
Organism: Varanus komodoensis (Komodo dragon)
Lineage: Eukaryota; Metazoa; Chordata; Lepidosauria; Squamata; Varanidae
Gene: ATP4B
Product: ATPase H+/K+ transporting subunit beta
Exons: 8
Biological process (GO): intracellular sodium ion homeostasis; potassium ion import across plasma membrane; intracellular potassium ion homeostasis
Cellular component (GO): sodium:potassium-exchanging ATPase complex
Molecular function (GO): ATPase activator activity
Source: RefSeq, a predicted model, not a curated record